ACACCUCUGGUUUGAGCAGUUCUGCCUCUUCUUCUGACCAUUAGCCCAUCGACUGCUCCGGGACUGUGUUGCGCCUCAUACAAGAAUGAACCUCCUCAGCAUAACUGUGGCUGUGGGAUUGGUGGCUGGGAUAUGGGCUCAGCUGAACGAGCUGCGCCCUCCCUGCGACUCCCCUGAAGUAGAGGAGGCUGCCUUGGUGGCUCGAGAUUUCCUCAAUGCCCGGCACACUCAUUUCUACAAGUAUGAACUGAACAGGAUUGAAGAAAUCAAGGUCUUCCCUGCGCCGGAUGGAAACAACACAUAUGUCCUGGACAUUGAGUUGCUGGAGACAGACUGCCACGUUUUAGACCCCACUCCUGUUGCAAACUGCACGGUCAGGCCCAAAAUGUUGACGGCAAUAGAAGGAGAUUGUGACGUGGUGUUGAAGAGGGUUGCUGGUGUGCUGACCGUCGAUGCAUUUCAGUGCAAAACAGAAGAGUCAAGAGAAGACCACUGCCUUGGCUGUUCCACCCUGCUUCCUCUGAAUCACACAUCGGCGCUGGAGUUUGUCCAAGCAUCUUUGACCAAGCUCAACAACAGGACGGAAAAUAUAACGUACACCGUUCUGGAAGUCGGAAGGAUGUCCUCAAAGAUUGUGGCUGGUGGGCCAAUGUAUGCGGCCGAGUACGUCGUCAUCGAGGCCAACUGCAUCAAUGACACCUGCGUGCCACUCAAUGACACCAUGGCUGCACGUGGAAUGUGCACCGCAGAAGGCUUGGACAUCGAUCCAACUGUGGACUGCAAAAUGUUUUCAACUUUGAUCCCCCUCUUAGAUGCCAACAUCACAGGAGUUGCAGAGCCCGCGUUGCCACCACUAGUUCACGUUCACCUGGGCAGUCUGUCGCCCAAGCAUGGUCUGAGACACCACAAACUGACUGCUCUUCACGAUCCCCUGCUGAGCGGCCUUCUGUCUGCGGAAUCGGCAGAGUCAGCAGAAGUUGUGCCCGUCGCCCCUGCUUUGACGGUCACUGCCGCGCCCGUUGAUCCCGCGCCAACUGCGGCAGAUUCUUCGGCUUCCGAUGCCUCAAGCAGCAUGGAGGUUCCCCUGACCCUGGUGAAGAGAGAUGCACCAGCCCCAUUAGUGGCCGAAGCCCCAGCAGCUCAAGCUGAUCCCGUGUCUUUUGUACAAUUGUGCCCGGGAAGGAUCAGAUUCUUCUGAAGACUGGAGCCAAAAAGACUUUUCUUCACCUCUUCUGCUGCACAAGCCAUAUAGUAACCGAUACAAUGAGUAUGUGCUUUGGUAGAUGCAACUGCAAUACUUUCUAAAAAGAAAUGUUAGCUUGAAAUUGUCAAAUCACAUGCACUGUUAGACAUAUCUUCAAAUGACUAGAAAAUGGAUGACAAAGAAUCUAAAGCUGGUGAAUAAAUGUCAAGUCAUCUCUUGUUUACUUUGCGCUUUCAUAUAUAAAAAAACAAAAAAAACACUGGGGUUAAUGAGGCCGUUCGAUCUUGUGUGAACCAUCUAAACAGGGGCAUAGUAUCAUUGGACGGUUAUUGACUCCAGUGAACCCACUGACAUUGAUACACGAGUCUGGCAGAGGGCUAAAUCUCUGCUAUACACCUAAACAUCUAAAGGUCAGUCAACUUUACAGAACUGACAGUAUUUACAAAGUGCUUUUAGAGUAUACAACAAUGAGCUCAAAAGGAUUCACAAAUCAAUGAA
Messenger RNA from Menidia menidia (Atlantic silverside), 1702 nucleotides. NCBI's taxonomy places the organism in Eukaryota, Metazoa, Chordata, Actinopteri, Atheriniformes, Atherinopsidae. The record is from the annotation of a GenBank genome assembly.